Molecule: messenger RNA, 1728 nt
Organism: Prionailurus viverrinus (fishing cat)
Lineage: Eukaryota; Metazoa; Chordata; Mammalia; Carnivora; Felidae
Gene: ZBTB32
Product: zinc finger and BTB domain containing 32
Exons: 7
Coding region: 102-1676 (524 amino acids)
Biological process (GO): regulation of transcription by RNA polymerase II
Cellular component (GO): nucleus
Molecular function (GO): DNA-binding transcription factor activity, RNA polymerase II-specific; RNA polymerase II cis-regulatory region sequence-specific DNA binding; protein binding
Source: RefSeq, a predicted model, not a curated record
CUACUUUCUAACGGACACUGGAUCUUGCACUGCCCUCAGUGUAUGUGAGGCUGUGGGAAGAAGAACAGGGUCUGAGUCAGGGGUGCAAGGCAGCCACACGGAUGAGCAAGAAGCAUCUAACCUGUCCAAGGACUGACUGCAGAGCAAUCUGUGAAUCCCUUGUCAUUCACAUGCAAAAUGAUCCUCUGAGAUUGGUACCCAGGCAAGGCACGAUGCCCUUGUUCCGGACAAGACUGCCUAGCCCCUACAGCUCUGAUCGGCUGGUACGGCUAGCAGCCAGGCUCCGGCCAGCAUUAUGUGAUACCCUGAUCACUGUGGGGAGCCAGGAAUUCGCUGCCCACAGCCUGGUGCUGGCAGGUGCGAGCCAGCAGCUGGGCCGUAGGGGCCGCUGGGCUCUGGUGAAAGGCAUCAGCCCUUCUACCUUUGCCCAGCUUCUGUACUUUGUUUAUGGGGAGACUGUAGAGCUGCAGCCGGGGGAACUGGGGCCCCUUGAGGAAGCGGCCAGGGCCUUGGGGGUGCAGUCCCUGGAAGACGCAUGCAGGAGGGUUCGAUGGGAUGGGGUUAGAGAGCUGGGUCCAGGGCUGAGGGGACAUCAGGAGGAGCCAGAGAAACCCACAAGGGAUUCUGAAAGAGGACUGGGGGGACAUGGAGAGCAGAGACCAGAAAAAUGUGUUAGUGCUCAUAGAAUAGAAUGGGAGACACUGCAUGAGCAAAGGCCACCAAGAGAGAGCCCCGAGAGAGCAGAACCACUGCAGGAGGGUGAAGGGGAGGAGAUGAGCUCAAAGGAGAAACUCAAGCAAUCCCCUCUUGGCCAUGGGGGAAUAGAUGGAAAGCAAGAAGUGAUUAUGUGGGUGACAGAGAGCCCAGGGAGUUCUGAUGAAAGACUUCGGGAGUUCCCUGACCCCCUUCCCCCACCAGGCUCCCUCCAAAACAGCGUCAUUCCUAGGCCCUGGUGGGCUGAGACCCCUUGGUUGGGGGAGGGCCAGCCUGCCCUGUGGAGCAUCCUGCUGUUGCCACCCAGAUAUGGCACUCCCUUCUCUCAUAGCACCCCCAUCACUGGAGCCUGGCAGGAGGUCUGGCCUCAGGACCAGAGGAUCCCACUGUCCCUGAACCCUGAGAAAGGUCUCUGGAACCACAGCCAGUUGGCCUCCUCCAGUCCUGCCCCAGGUUCCCUCCCCCAGGGCUCCGAAAAGCUCAGCCCUGGGGACAUGGAAGACUGUAAUCAGAAGCACACAGGUGCACUUGCAACCUGUGUGAGUCAGGUGAGCACAGCAGGCCCGCCUCGCCAACAACCUCCCCCACCCCCUCCUGCUCGGUCUCGGCCCUAUUCUUGUUCUGUCUGUGGAAAGAGGUUCACACUCAAGCAUCAGAUGGAGACACACUACCGAGUCCACACAGGAGAGAAGCCCUUUUCCUGCAGCCUAUGUCCCCAGCGCUCCCGGGACUUCUCAGCCAUGACCAAACACCUGCGGACGCAUGGGGUCGCACCCUACCGCUGCCCUCUGUGCCGGGCGGGCUGCCCCAGCCUAGCCUCCAUGCAGGCGCACAUGCGCAGCCACUCACCCAGCCAGCUCCCACCUGGAUGGACCAUUCGCUCCACAUUCCUCUACUCCUCCUCUUCAAGGCCAUCCCGGGCCUCGACUUCUCCCUGUAGAUCCCCUUCCUCCACCACCUGACGGUGUCGGUACCUUCUCUGGCUUCAUCCAACAAUAAAAUUAAAUAAUGAAA